CGGGCGGGCCCUUUAGAGCCGGGCCGGGUCGCAGGGCCGCACUCCGGCGGCGGCAGCCCCGGCAGAGAGGCGCGUCCUGCGCGGGCUGGCGGCGGCUCCCGGCCUGGGCUAUGCGCUGAGGUGAUGGUCCCGCCGGCCGGCGCCAGGCUGCUCCCGCGCUCGGGAGGGAGCCCCUUCCUCAGUCUCGUCCUCCUCCUGCUGCUGCUCUGCACCGGCGGAGGGUGCCUGCCGCGCCGACGGCUCGCGGGGCCGCCCGUGGUGCUGGUUCCAGGGGACUUGGGGAAUCAGUUGGAAGCAAAGCUAGAUAAGCCGUCAGUAGUGCACUAUCUCUGCUCUAAGAAGACAGACAGCUAUUUUACGCUCUGGCUGAAUUUAGAAUUGCUUCUGCCAAUCAUCAUUGACUGCUGGAUUGAUAACAUCAGGCUGGUAUAUAAUCGAACAAGUAAGAUUACGGAACCGCCAGAUGGAGUGGAUGUCAGGGUGCCAGGCUUCGGGCAGACGUUUUCCCUGGAGUUCCUUGACCCAAGCAAGAGGAGCGUUGGGAGUUACUUUUAUAUGCUGGUGCAGAGUUUAGUAGAUUGGGGCUACAAACGUGAUGAAGAUGUAAGAGGAGCACCUUACGACUGGCGGAAGGCACCAAAUGAGAAUGGAGACUACUUUGUGGCACUUCGCAAGAUGAUAGAGUUAAUGUAUGAGCAGUAUGGAAGUCCUGUUGUCUUAAUUGCCCACAGUAUGGGUAAUAUGUACACCCUCUACUUCCUCAACCAUCAGACUCAGGAUUGGAAAGACAAGUACAUAAAGGAUUAUGUGUCACUAGGGGCGCCGUGGGGAGGAGUGGCCAAAACUCUCCGUGUGCUGGCUUCAGGUGACAACAAUAGAAUACCUGUGAUCAGCUCACUCAAGAUCAGAGACCAGCAGCGAUCAGCGGUUUCCACGAACUGGCUGCUCCCCUACAACUACACGUGGCCUCCAGACAAGGUCUUUGUGAGCACACCCACGGCCAACUACACUCUUCGGGACUACAGGAAGUUCUACAGGGACAUCGAUUUUGAGGAUGGCUGGUUCAUGAGACAAGACACUGAGCCCCUGCUCUACCAGAUGACACCACCUGGGGUGCGCAUACACUGUCUUUAUGGCACCGGUGUGGAAACACCCGAUUCCUUCCAUUAUGAGAGUUUUCCUGACAAAGAACCCAAGAUCCUUUACAGCGAUGGGGACGGUACGGUAAACUUGCAGAGUGCCUUGCAGUGUCGGAAGUGGGUGGACAGGCAAAAACAGGAAGUGGUUGUAUUUGAGCUUCCAGGAAACGAGCAUAUUCAAAUGCUAUCCAAUGAUACUACUAUCUCCUACGUGAAAAAGCUGCUCUUUGAUUUGUGAUACCUUGUGUUGAGUUAUUUUCCUCACCUCUGAUGCCUUCCCUUAAAUAUGGGAAAAUGCCUUUUAAUCCCUUAAUAUUUAGAUAUUUGAAUUAUUUAUUUUGUGUGGGUUUUUUUAAGGCUGUGUUCAAGAAGUUGUCUGGUGUCCUAAAUGACUUUGUCUCAAUUUGUGCUUCAGAUGCAUCACGGUAUCUUCACAUUCUGCAGAUUUGGUCAAAUAUGCAUUUUGGUGCCUCCAGUGUUGUCCAACAUUCACACAGACUUUCACUGGAGAUCGUGCAGCCCCUUGCACGUACUGCAUAGAAUCAUAGAUACCGAGUUCCUCUGGUGGUCUGAGCAGGGUUUGGGGUGCAGGGCCAGCAAGGAUUGCAGUUUCUGAUGCCCGUAAAACAAGGGAAUACUGUUCAUUUGGGAAACACAGGAAACUUUUUAAAGGGUCUUGCAUAUUCUGAUCCACAGUUCCCAGCACCUCCUUAGUCUGUAAGUGUGCGUAUCUACUAGGUAAGACAGGGAAUGGGUCUGCCUGGUGCUGUACUACCUUUGUCAUACCCGCCCUUUCUUUUGUUACAGCUUUCCUGGGAAAAGAGAUGUGUGAAUUGCUCGAAGCUUAUUAGGGACUUAUUAAAAACAAACAAACAAAAAAAAAACAAACAAAAGAAAAAGGAAAUUUUUUGCUCAUCACCUCCUAGAACCUGGUUACUUGGAACCUGGUCACUUGCCAUCUGGAGGCUGAGGAAUUCUCACCUUGUGCUUUAUUUAUCAAUGAGGGAAAGAGAAACAGCAGUUGGUGCUUACAAGAACUGUAGCUGUGUGGAGCAGCACAUAAAUUAAAGUUAAUUGAAUUGAAUACUGGCAAACAAUCCAUACUGUGCAGAACUGCAUGUCUGAGUCAAAUUAUCUCCUGUAGUCGAAAUUAUAAUGGAUGGGAGAGCAUUAAUUCAAAAGCAAAGUGAACUUCCUGAAAUGGGGUGGGAAUGAAAGCCAGCAUAAUACAGUAUGGAGUAUAAAUCUUGGUCUCAGUCAAAUGCUUGGGCAUUGGAUCAAUAUUGCAUUCAGCUGAAAAGAAACUUUACAUUAAGACUUCCCACAGAUAGAAGUUUCAUUAUUGCUGUUUCAAGAAGUUGGGAUAUGCUGUUCCUUAAAUGCUUAUCUACAUUGUUGAACAUGCAGCUCCUAUUUCCUACAGUAUGGUUUUACUCAAAAACUCAACUCUGAAUGCCACAGAAAUGAGAGCCUGGAAGCCAGCAUGCUUACGGACUUGAUCACACAAGUGCUGUUGGAGGAAGUUUCACUUGAAGAUUCUCUUUUGCUUGCUUUAGAACCAGUCACCCAGUUAGACUGUGCUUAGCUUUCUGGAAACACCAUUCUGAAUGCUUUGAACAUGCCAGGUCCUCCAAGAAAAAUGGUUUAGGGGGUUGAGAAACUCAUCAGAACUAUUGACGAUCCAUUAGUUAAGAAACUUAAGUUGUCUAAGGGGUCAAGUUUUUAACCAUUUUGGUAGUGUGCAUGAGAUGCUUGCUGCCAGUAUAUGUAUGAAGAUGUGUUGAAAUGACAGGUUCAAACUCUUGUUGGAGUAGAAUGCAAACAUUUUUGGCACAGGAGAUAGGUUUAAGGCUUCAAGUUUUAAAUCAGAAAUGACUUGUAAAUCCAGAACAACUUGAACUAAGGUCAUGGAUAAGCUAAAUAUUUUCCUAGGUUUUAACUUCCUUAUGAAGCUUCAUUUCCCCUGCAUUUUCCCUGUUACAUUUGUUGAAUGAGGGACAGGUUCCUGAUUUUUAAGACUGUUUAUCUUGUCAUCAGUUGCCCAGGAGUUCAGCAGCAAUAGUGUCUGGACUUUUCCACAGUCUGGAGUUGCCCCAGGCCAUUUGUAAUUGGUACUUGUUGAAAGGAAAACAAAACCCAAACAGAUCUCCACAAAGUCCUUUGGCCAAGCCUUCUCUUCCAUGCAGGGCUGUCAGCUGGGUAACUGCAGGCGUGUGUUCCAAGACUGCUCAGAGAUAAAGCUCUUCCUGCGCUCUGACUCACGUUUUGAAUAAAUUGCUAUGUUACUGGUUUACUACAGAAAACAGCUUAGCGCAAUUUCUUUCUUGCUGGAGUAAACGCGUGUUACAGGCGCUGGAAUGAGAGGAGCUGCAGGCUGUACUGCAGGCUGCCAACACGGGCGUCAGGGCUGAGGAAAGGAGGAAAGAACACAGGCGGCUGGUUCUUAGCCUGAUGUGGAGAAUGUUUCUAAGCUUCCUUUAUAUCUUGGUCCAUCAAACAGCUGCGUUUUCAGUCUCAUACUGAGAGUUUAGCUUCAGGGUUUGUUGUGAUUGGGUUCUGAAAUACAUGAUUCCAAAAGAUGCUCACUCUUAAGCUUUUCUCCCCCACCCCUCCCCACCCCCUUUUUGUGCCUCAAAAGAAAAAUCUUAUUUUUUCUGAUGUUGGUAACCUAGUACUGUUUGAGAUCAGUUAACUGUCUUUUAACCUCAAGACUUGUAAAUCAUCUUUCCAUUAGUAGACAAGCCCUAGAACGUGUCUCUCUGAGCUUGCGCUAGUUACCCUGCUAAAAUAGGCUGGAAGUUUUUCAGGGCUUCUUGUUUAUGGUGUUUGUCACUAUAAAGGCUUGCUGUGCGAGAAUGUGUGUACCUGCCUAAGUACAGGUUAGAGCAAGCACACUGCUGCUGCUGUGGUUUCGAUUGGAAGUGAUGGGUUCUGAAGACUAUAGUUCUGUCUCCAGUACUUGUGAUUGUUCUACCAAAUCAUCUGCAGCCCUUUCACUUUCAGUUUCUUGCAUAUUAGGAUGGAGUUCUCAUUGCAAAGUGAGUGCACCAAGUAAACUACUUUAUUCUAGUCAUUGAAAGUGACCCGCUUCACUCAGCAUGUUGAGCGGUGCUUACUCAGCAGGGCAUGUUCCUCCACAAGGCCCGAGUAUGUGUUAGCAUUACUGUUCCAGGCCUGCCAGAGCCAUGUGCACCUGAGCAUUCUAGAUCCUUCUGUGGAGAGAGAGGUCUGAAGGAAUAAAGAUUUAAGGAGAGGAGAAUGUGGUACUUCCUUACGAGGAGCAACUCGGGUGCUCUGCCAUACUGCACAGUUUGAAUGUUUGAACUUACUGACAUAUCUUUGUUAUACAUAUAUCGCUUGUCUCUCCAUAAUUUUUACUUGGUUUUAUUCUUCCAGAGUGUUUUCAGAAACCAAAAACAGUCUUGAGGACCAAAUGUUUCAUAUUUUUGACAAAAUACCUAGAAAAUGCUGAAGAAGCUUUCAGCUGUCAUUAUAAUACUUCUGAAGAGGUUCAGAGUCACUAUGUGAUUCUGUUUAAAAACAGAAGGCUUCACUAACUAGCAAUAAUUGCAAAGGACUUGCAGACCAAAGGGAGGAAUGUUUGGUAUUAAGGUAGUUCUUGGAGCACAGUGUGUUCAAGGCCCUCUUAAAUUCAGGGACUGUUUGGCAAUGACUUUGCUGCUUUACACUUAACAGUAUUUUGUACAGAACAUGUUCUGAGACCUAGCAUUUUAUAUGCUCUUUGUGUAUGAAUGUGUUCAACAGACUGAAUAUUUUAUUGUCAAACUUUGCUAAUGUAAUAAAGUUGAUCUAACACA
Columba livia (rock pigeon) is the source of this 4957-nucleotide messenger RNA. RefSeq names its product phospholipase A2 group XV (gene PLA2G15). Gene Ontology annotation, biological process: ceramide metabolic process; phosphatidylcholine metabolic process. The record is from RefSeq and is a predicted model, not a curated record. Lineage: Eukaryota; Metazoa; Chordata; Aves; Columbiformes; Columbidae. The transcript has 6 exons. Gene Ontology annotation, cellular component: lysosome. Bases 124 to 1377 code for a protein of 417 amino acids.